Molecule: messenger RNA, 1413 nt
Organism: Drechmeria coniospora
Lineage: Eukaryota; Fungi; Ascomycota; Sordariomycetes; Hypocreales; Ophiocordycipitaceae
Exons: 2
Coding region: 1-1413 (470 amino acids)
Biological process (GO): secondary metabolite biosynthetic process
Molecular function (GO): FAD binding
Source: RefSeq, a predicted model, not a curated record
AUGACGAUGAACACGUCGCCCAUGGACCACCCCAGCGCUCCGGACGAGCAGGUUGAGAUCGCCAUCGUCGGCGGGGGCAUCAUCGGACUCGUGCUUACUGUGGGCCUGCUUCGCGUCGGCGCAAAGGUCAAAGUAUACGAGCAGGCCCAGGGGUUCCGCGAGAUCGGCGCGGGCAUCGCCUUCACGGCCAACGCGAUCCGCUGCAUGCACCUCAUCGAUGGCGGCAUUCCCGUGGCCUUGAGGUCGAGCGGAUCCGUCGCCACGUCCAACGGGGGCGAGGAGGACCCCAACGACUACCUGCGCUGGAUCGACGGCUUCGACCGGAAGCGCGGCGACGAGCCUCGCGGGCAGCGGCUCCUGUACAAGCUCGACGCAGGCUACCGAGGCUUCGAGGGCUGCCGGCGCGACCAGUUCCUCGAAGCGCUGGUCAAGAUUGUGCCUCCGGACGUCGUCGAGCUCAAGAAACGACUGGAGAGCAUCACCGACGGGGGGGGUGCAGACGAGAAGCUGCGUCUCGCCUUUGCCGACGGAACGACGGCCGAAGCAGACAUUGUCAUCGGCUGCGACGGCGUCAAGUCGCGCGUGAGGCGCAUCCUCCUCGGCGAGGACCAUCCGGCGUCACGGCCCAGCUACACGCACUGCGUGGCGUACCGGACGCUGAUCCCCAUGGAGCGGGCCGUCAAGGCGCUCGGUCGGUACAAGGCGACGAACCAGCACAACCACGUCGGGCCGGGGGCCAACCUGCUGCACUACCCCGUGGCGGGCAACAGCAUGCUCAACGCCGUGGCCUUUGUCCGGGACCGUCGUCGAUGGCCCGACGAGAGGCAGACCGUGGCCGAGGGGAGCAAGGCCGACGUCGAGGCCGCCUUUGAGGGCUGGUGCCCGGCCGUGCGCGAGCUCAUCGACCUCUUCCCGGACACGCUCACCAAGUGGGGGAUAUUCGACCUCUGGGAGUAUCCGGUGCCUCGCUACCACGGCCGAAGCAUCUGCCUCGCCGGGGACGCAGCCCACGCCUCGAGCCCGCACCACGGCGCGGGCGCGUGCGUGGGCGUCGAGGAUGCCCUGUGCCUCACGACGCUCGUCGAGGCCGUCGUCGCCGACAUGCGAGGGCGACCGGAGACGAAGCGGGCGGCGCUCGACGCCGCGCUGACGACGUACGACGCCGUGAGACGCACGCGGAGCCAGUGGGUGGUGAACAGCAGCCGGCGCGUGUGCGACCUGCAUCAGCAGCGGGAGUGGGCCGACGACGACAGGCUCGUCAAGGCCGAGACCUGCUUCGAGGAGAUUCGGGAUCGGUCGCUGAAGAUUUGGCACUUUGAAUACGAGGCCAUGAUGGACGAGGCCCUCGAGGGAUACAAGAGGAGGCGAAGGUCGGUGAACAGCAACCGUGGCAAGAAGGCAGACGUAUACUAG